This is a messenger RNA of Malurus melanocephalus (red-backed fairy wren), 1233 nucleotides long. It is a transcript of the gene ACVRL1, whose product is annotated as activin A receptor like type 1. The transcript is spliced from 9 exons. Gene Ontology annotation, biological process: cellular response to growth factor stimulus; heart development; BMP signaling pathway. Gene Ontology annotation, molecular function: transforming growth factor beta receptor activity, type I; SMAD binding; ATP binding. Lineage: Eukaryota; Metazoa; Chordata; Aves; Passeriformes; Maluridae. Gene Ontology annotation, cellular component: BMP receptor complex; plasma membrane. Bases 1 to 1233 code for a protein of 410 amino acids. The record is from RefSeq and is a predicted model, not a curated record.
AUGGGGUUGACAGAGCCACUCUCCCCGGCUCCAACCCCAAAAACCCCAAACCCCAAACCCCAAACCCAUCCUUUCCCCCACCCAGGAGAAGACUCCCUGGAAACACCGCCUUCCCUUCCCAACCUCCUGCUGAUGAUCUUCGUCCCCCUGCUCGCCCUCCUCAUCCUCGCCGCUCUCACGGCGCUCUUCUGCUGGAAGGUGACGCAGCAGCGCCACAAACACAGCGACCUCGGUGACACCGACCUCAUGCUGAAGGCGUCCAUGAUGGGGGACAGCACCUUGGAGGUGGGUGAGCUCCGUUCCACAUGUGCCACAUCCACAUCAGGUAAAGGACGCUACGGCGAGGUCUGGCGCGGCGUGUGGCACGGCGAGAGCGUGGCCGUGAAGAUUUUCUCCUCGCGGGACGAGCAGUCGUGGUUCCGCGAGACCGAGAUCUACAACACCGUCCUUCUCCGGCACGACAACAUCCUGGGUUUUAUCGCCUCUGAUAUGACCUCCAGGAAUUCCAGCACGCAAUUGUGGCUCAUCACCCACUACCACGAGAACGGCUCGCUCUACGAUUUCCUGCAGAGGACGGCGCUGGAUGUGGAAACGUGCCUGGGUUUGGCUUCCUCCAUCAUCUGCGGGCUCGUCCACCUCCACGUGGAGAUUUUCGGCACGCAGGGCAAGCCGGCCAUCGCCCACCGCGACCUGAAAAGCAGGAAUAUCCUGGUGAAAAGCAACCGGCAGUGCUGCAUCGCCGACCUGGGGCUGGUGUCAGAGCUGAUAUUCAUGGUGGAGAUGGUGCUAGAGCUGGAGCUGGAGCUAGAACUGGAGCUGAUAUUCAUGGUGGGGCUGGAGCUGAACCAGUACCAGAGACCAGGGCUCAUGCUGGAGCUGGAGCUGGUGCUGGAGCUGAUAUUCAUGGUGGAGAUGGAUGGGGGUGAACCCCUCACUUUUUCCCUGUCCUCACCCCAUCCCCAUCCCCCAGGAAUCGUGGAGGAGUACCGCCCGCCCUUCUUCGACGCCGUGCCCAGCGACCCCAGCUUCGAGGACAUGAAAAAGGUGGUGUGUGUGGACCAGCAGACCCCUGUGAUCCCCAACCGCCUCUUCUCCGACUCGGUUCUGUCGGCGCUGGCGAAGAUCAUGAAGGAGUGCUGGUACCAGAGCCCCUCGGCCCGGCUCACCGCCCUGCGCAUUAAAAAGACUUUGAAGAAGCUGAAUAAUUCCGUGGAGAAGCCGAAAUCGGAGUAA